Lepisosteus oculatus (spotted gar) is the source of this 1990-nucleotide messenger RNA. RefSeq names its product ADP-ribosylation factor 4. Gene Ontology annotation, biological process: intracellular protein transport; vesicle-mediated transport. NCBI's taxonomy places the organism in Eukaryota, Metazoa, Chordata, Actinopteri, Semionotiformes, Lepisosteidae. Gene Ontology annotation, cellular component: plasma membrane; cytoplasm. The record is from RefSeq and is a predicted model, not a curated record. Gene Ontology annotation, molecular function: GTP binding; GTPase activity.
GCGUUGGAGCUGUGGAGGGGAGAGGAACGUGACGUGGCAGAGAGAGCGAGACACCGAGAUCCGGAGAUCCUGUUCAGGCCCCCCCAGUCAAUCGGUGAAGUGAACCUGCGCCCAUCGUCUGUGAGCACAAAAAAAAAAGGCCGUCUUGUGUUUGAAACGGACCGGUUACCGGCACUGCCUCAGCUUCGCCGCCUGAAGAAGAAGAAGAAGAAGAAGACGAUCGGGGAGGGGGGAGAAAACCAGAAGAGCCAGCGCGAUCGCUGACACUAAAACCGGAGUUGAGAAGUGAAUUCAGGGAGCGGUAAACAUGGGCCUCACCAUUUCGAGUCUCUUCUCGCGUCUCUUCGGGAAGAAGCAGAUGAGGAUACUGAUGGUUGGCCUGGAUGCUGCGGGUAAGACCACGAUCCUCUACAAACUGAAGCUGGGAGAAAUCGUCACAACUAUCCCCACCAUUGGGUUCAAUGUGGAAACAGUGGAGUACAAGAACAUCUGCUUCACGGUGUGGGAUGUGGGUGGCCAGGACAAGAUCAGACCCCUCUGGAGACACUACUUUCAGAACACACAGGGUCUUAUCUUUGUGGUGGACAGCAAUGACCGGGAGCGAACACAGGAAGCAGCAGAGGAGCUGCAGAAAAUGCUUCAAGAGGACGAGCUGAGAGAUGCGGUGCUGCUGGUGUUUGCUAACAAACAGGACCUGCCAAAUGCUAUGGCCAUUAGCGAAAUGACAGAUAAACUGGGUCUCCAGGCGUUGCGCAACAGAACUUGGUACGUCCAAGCUACCUGCGCCACACAGGGGACGGGUCUUUACGAGGGACUGGACUGGCUUUCCGACCAGCUCUCCAAACGCUAAAGGCCAUCCGCCGGAGACGGACGUGUUAUUUAAUCAAGGACAUGUUUAACAGAGCUGGUCUAGGCUUGGGAGAAGCGAAAACUAGUUUUGCAUUCGAUCGUUAACGGCAUUCAGAACAGAGAUGGCUUGGCAGCACAUCUUGAUUUCCCUUUUUUUUUUCUGAACAUCUUUGCUGCCAACAUUGACAAACAUUUUGUGAUGCAUAUAUAGUAAUAAGCCAUUGGUGAAGAGAAAAGUAAAAAAAAUUACGGGGGUGGGGGUGGGAGGGAGUAUGAAAUACAUUUUAACAGUUUAAAGGACAGAUCUGUGGACAGUUAUAGGACUUUCAAACCAUUUGUUUUUUGUUAACUGAUAAUUGAGAUCUUUCAAAUGUGUUUUAAAUGCAUUCAGCCCCAUUCCUUUAGCUGACUUCAGGCAUUCCUAAUGGACAGUGUAUUGGCAAACCCGUUUGUGCUUUCUGUAUAAAUGCAAAGGGCCUUGUCUGUUUAGUGUGUAGCUGCUUUCAAACUUCAAACACUAUACCUAACCCUACUGCAGCGAUCGUGCUGUUGAGAUCUCUUCUUUUUCAACUGAUGAACAGGACGCCAUUUAUACCCAAGAGGCUUUUUUUUUUUUUCCUUGAUGCAGAAAUAUUUUAAUGUACAAAAUUAGUUUCUGUGGAUUAGCUGACUUUCUAAUGUAUUUUUUGCAUGUUGCUUUUUUGCAUUGGAUCGUUUCGAUUUUUUUUGCAUUCUCACAAAUGUUUCAUGUCUGCCAUUGAAAUUGGAUGCUUCACUCAUUUGGACCUUUUUUGUUUAUGGAUCAAGUAACGAUUUCCAAUUUGAGCAAUGUCAUAUCCCAUUAACAAGUAUAAUUCCUAAUAAAAUCUUAAAAUUCCAUUUUUAGAUUUUCCUGAAAGUCUUGCAUGAGUACCCAAGACAUUCGCCCCUGCCCAAUCUCCUGUAAAAAAAAAAGUUAUUAGAUUUGCAUGCAAACAGCAGUUCAGAGUGGAGAGUUGAAUGAAGGAUUGUGCUGUUUGAAAAGGCAUCCCAUAUGGACACCUAGUAGAAAACAUCCAGCUACCAGUUUCAAUAAACAAGCGUUUAUUGGAUUUUUUUAAAUGUACACAAAUGUUUCAAUAAAUAAGGUUAUGAGCUCCUA